CAUAGAGGAAUGAAGGGUUUGAAGGAUAGAAUCUAGAAAUAAUAAGAGAGGGACCAUUGAGGGACCUACCUUGAUUAUUCACCAGAGAUGUUGUGUUAUUGUGUGUUAUGUCAUCUUCUUCAAAAGGGCACACCAGGAGAACCAGGCAUUAAAGGUGACAAGGGUGACAGCAUCCCAGGAGAACCAGGGGAGAGGGGAGUGGCAGGUUUGCCUGGGCGUCGGGGUCCAAAGGGAACAGCAGGAACUAGAGGACUGUCAGGACCCAUUGGUCCCAAAGGCUUGGUGGGAAUGAAAGGAGAAAAGGGUGACCACGGCCUUCCCGGGAUCACGGGAGAGAGGGGCAGUCCCCUCACUGUGCAUGGCCCACGCGGAUACAAAGGCUUGAAAGGGGAAACGGGGGAAAGAGGACCUCCGGGCUUUGACGGAGAUAAAGGAGAAAAAGGGGAAGAUGGUCCUCCAGGAGGAAAGGGCUUGAAAGGAGAGACUGGGUCCAAAGGUGCUGUAGGUCCGUUUGGAGCCAGAGGAGCUGUAGGUCAAAAGGGAGACCAAGGCGAGCAAGGAGUCGAUGGUGAACCGGGUCGUCAUGGAGUGGACGGAUUGAACGGGGAAAAGGGGGACAAGGGGGACAUGGGCAUGCAGGGGCUGAAGGGGAGUCAGGUGAGUGUGUUGCACUGGCCUGAGGUGGGCAACACCUGA
Molecule: messenger RNA, 696 nt
Organism: Alosa sapidissima (American shad)
Lineage: Eukaryota; Metazoa; Chordata; Actinopteri; Clupeiformes; Clupeidae
Product: collagen alpha-1(VII) chain-like
Exons: 10
Coding region: 88-696 (202 amino acids)
Source: RefSeq, a predicted model, not a curated record